Yamadazyma jaroonii is the source of this 1410-nucleotide messenger RNA. Lineage: Eukaryota; Fungi; Ascomycota; Pichiomycetes; Serinales; Debaryomycetaceae. The record is from the annotation of a GenBank genome assembly.
AUGGAACCUCAAUUGAAGACCGUAAUUGACAAAGUUGUUGCAGAAUUUGCAAUAAGCGAUGAGUUUUUAAGAAAAGCAACCGAUAAGUUCAUUGCUUCAAUGGAUCAUGGUUUGGCAUCAGGUCCUUCAAAAGAACACAUGCCUAUGAUCCCUACCUACGUUACAGAUAUUCCCAAUGGUAAAGAGGAAGGAUUGUUUUUGGCAGGUGACUUGGGUGGAACGAAUUUCAGAGUUUGCUCCAUUAACUUGAAAGGUGACCACACUUUUGACUUGAAACAAUCAAAAUACAAAAUCCCUUUGGACUUAAUGAAAAACUCGACAUCUGAUGAGUUGUUCAGCUAUUUGGCUGCAAAAGUGGAAGCUUUUUUGGAAGAGCACCACAAAGAUUACAAAGAUAAUGAUCAUUUGAAGUUGGGGUUCACCUUUUCCUUCCCUGUGUACCAGACUAGUUUGAAUAGAGGUACGUUGAUUAGAUGGACCAAAGGCUUUGAUUUACCUGAUUUAGUUGACAAAGACGUUGUAGAGUUAUUCCAGAAACAUAUCGAAUUGAAAAAGAUCAAAGUGAAUGUUGUCGCUCUUGCAAAUGAUACUGUGGGUACGUUGUUGUCAAGAGCUUAUUCGAAUAACCCUGACGUUACCAAAUCAAAUACCAUUGUUGGUGCAAUCUUUGGUACGGGUACUAAUGGAGCUUAUUUCGAGACAUUUGACAGAAUCCCAAAAUUAGAUUCCUCAAAAUUCAAAGGCAAAGGUAUGGUGAUUAACACAGAAUGGGGUUCAUUCGACAAUAAUUUAACUAUUCUCCCAAACACUAAAUAUGAUGAGAUAGUCGAUAAGGAAACAGCCAAUGUAGGUUAUCAUUUGUUUGAGAAAAGAGUGAGUGGUAUGUUCCUAGGUGAAAUUUUAAGGGUAACCUUAAUUGAAUUGUUCAAGGAAGAUCACAUUUUUGUCGAUUUAUACAAGAAAAGGGGUGGUUCUUUACCUCAUAGAUUGUCUGAACCUUGGCAAAUUGAUGGUGAGGUUUUAUCUUAUAUCCAAAUCGAUGACUCAACCGACUUGAAGAUGUCUGAGUUGGUUUUACAAAAUCAUUUAAGAUUACCUACCACCAAACAGGAAAGAUUGGUAAUUCAAGCUUUGACCAGAGCCAUUUCCCAUAGAGCUGCUUACUUGUCUGCUGUGCCUUUAGCUGCUAUCACUAAGAGAGUUGCCCCUCAAUACGAAAAUGACGAUAAGGAUUUCGAAUUUGGUCUCGACGGAUCCGUCAUCGAAUUCUAUCCAGGGUUUCAACAAGCCGUUAUGGAGGCUAUUAAGAUCAUAGAUCCUUUGAAGGGCUCUCCAAAGCAAAUACAUUUAAAAAUUGCCAAAGACGGUAGUGGUGUCGGGGCAGCCUUAUGUGCAAGUACCGCCAAAUAG